AUGUUUGGAGCACUUAUUUUACAUAAAAAAGAUUGCAAUACUAAUAAAUGUCCAUGUAAAAUGUCUUAAUUUAAUAAUUUAGCAGGCGAUGAAAAACCAACUAUUUCUGGAGGAAUGGUUAUUGAUUUAGGUAAAGAUCUUAAAAUAAAAGGAGUUGAUUUUCCAAGACUUUCACAGUCAAUGGAUAUUUUCGAAAUAUGGUUUAUGGAAUAUAUUGAUUUUUCUUUUGAAAAACUAAUUACUGAUUUAAUAAGAAAAAAUUAAGAAGAAGAUGCUUAAGAAGUUAGUUUAAGAUAUUGGUUUUUUUUAAUAAAGUUUAAAAAAAAUUAAAUAAAAGCUUUAUAUUAGAAUAAAGUAAUGGCUAAUUAAUUAAAAAAUAAAGGCUCAUUUUUCUGUACUGUGGAGAGGAGUUUAACUAAUCUAAUCGAAAACAGAAUUAAAGAAAGGGAUAAGGCUCAUUUCUAUUCUUAUAGUUAAAAAGAUAGAUAUGAUGCAGUUAAUAACUCGAAAUUUGAUGUUAUGGUAAAUUCUGAAACAAUAAAAGAUAAAUUAAAGAAAUUAUUGGGUAUUUUAAUUUAAGAUAAAUGUCAAUAUUUUGAAAAUAUGAUAAAAGGAUUUAAUUCUUUAGAAAAAAUGAGAGUAGAUACACUGGAAUUUCUAAAAUAUGUUUAAUAUUUUGAGAAAACAAUAUAAGAAGAAAUAAAUAAAAAUAAAGGCAAUAUUUAUUUUCUUAAAUUUAAAUCUCUAUUAAGUGCAUAUGUACUUUUUGAUCCUUUACAUUGUAAAGAGUUAGAAUAAGAAUUCGAUGAUGUAAUAAUAAAAGAUAAAGCUUAAGACAGUUCAAAUACAAUUACUAGUUGUAAUAUUUUAUAAGGAAAUGUGGGAAGUAUAAUUGCAAGUUUUUAAUCUUUAUAAAAUAAUGGAAAAAUAUUAAAAUUUUCAGAAAAAAUACCUUCUAUAUUUAGUUAUGGACGAUAGGAAUUUUAACUUAUAGUUAUUAAUAUAUAAAUAUAUAUAUUUAUAUAUUUUAAUAAAAAUAAAUAUUUAUAAUUUUUAAAGGAAAAUAUUAAAUUCCUUAUUCCUAAUUGUAUUAGCAUUUUACAUGAUUAUUUUUUAAAAAGAUUAGUUAAUACUGGAGUUGCUAAAAGUGUAAGAAAUUUUCGACCAAUGUUUGGAUUAGAUUAAGGAGGAUAUAUAUUCAAAGUAAAGCUCUUUAUUAAUUAUUAUUUCGUAAAAUAAGAUGACUUUGCUUUUUCAUCACUUAUUGUUAAAUAACCUUCAAAUUUUAUGUUUAUUAUUUUGAAUUCGAGUGGUUAUAUUGAAGGAAUUUGUAAAGGUUUUGCCUAAUUAAUACAUGCGGAAGAUAUGGAUUAAUAGUUUAUGAAGAAAUGUCAUAUAGCUUUUUUAAUUCCUCAAUUUAUGGAUUUUUUAUAGAAAUUUAAUAAAAGAGAAGAAUAUUCGUUUUUGAAAUUUAAAAUGAUAGUUCCAAAAGGUUUUUUUUGUUUUUUUUUUUUUAAAAAAAAAAUUAAAUAAAAAAAAGAUACUAUAAAAAUGGCAAAUAGUUUUAUUUAGCAUCAUUCAAAUUUUUAGAAUUUAAAAUCUUUUUCAAAAGAAUGGAUAAAUAAUAUAAAUAGUUUCACUUGUGGUGUUUAACUCGAAAACAAUAAAGAAACUGAAUAUGAAAUCACUUUUAAUUUCUAUCAUGAAUUCUUUCAUUUAGAAGAAUCUGAAGUACUUUUGUAUUAUGUAGAGAUUUAAAGCUAUGUGUUUUGGGAUGAAGUCUAAAAUUCAAUAUUUAGUACUGGAACUAAUUAAUCAAAAAAUUCGAAUAAUAAUCAAAAUUUAAGACUUGUAAAUUAAGAACUGCAAGAAAAAGAUGACGAAGAAGUUGAAGAUGAAGAUGAUGAUUAAUAGGAAUCCAAAAAACAAUUAGAAAUUAAAAAAUAAGAAGAAGAAGAAGAAGUAGAAAAAGAAAUAAUAAUAUAAACAGAAGUUUAAUAAGGACUAAUAACAACAGAAAUAGACGAAAGUAAUAACUAUUUUUUGAAUACAUAGCAUUAAGAACAAAUCAAUUAAAUUAUAAAAAGCAAUAAUUCAAAUGAAGAUUGUAAUAAUAAUAAAUAAUAGAAUAACGAAAAUCAGGAAGAAGAAAGUAAAGAUUCUGUAAAAAUAAGUGUAGCAGAAAAUGAAGAUAAAGUAGAUAUAGCAGAACACUUUAAAAAAAUGAAUUAAGCAAAUAAUAAUAACAAUAAUUAUGAAUAAGGAUCAUAAUCGAAUUCCGUAAAUUCCUCUACAAAUGUUAUCUUAAAGAGUAUUAUUACUAAUACUUCUAGUUAAGAUACACCUGCAUUUAUGCUUUUACUUUAUACUGUGUUCUUAUUUUAGUUUACUGUUUUUAUUACUGUGGUUAUUGUUUUAGUUAUUACUACUUCUCAAAACUUUAACGAUUAUACUUCUGGACUUAAUGAAAUGGGAAGAUAAGCAAAAUUAUUAUUGCCGGUUAGUUAAACUUUAAUUUCUACGGAUUUGGUUUGUCUUAAAAAUCUAAAAUUGGGAUACCAGUAUGAUAUUUAAAUUCAUAAUUUUCUUAUUUCUUAAAUAUAAACAAGUUAUGAUGAUUAUAAAGAAGCUCUUUUUAAUUUAAUAGGAAAACAGGUAAAAUAUAGUUAUCAGAAUAGCAUUUUUGAUUUUACAUUAGAGGCUAUUGUAAAAGCCGAUAAUAAAGAAAGUCAAGUAUAACUUUAUUAUACAGAGUUUUUGAAAAAAGUAGGUGAGAGUAUUUAUUAAUUAACUUUAGAAAAUAUUCAGAAAUUAAUUUUAGAAUAAAAUGAUUAAAGGUUUAUUUUAACAAAUAAUCUAUAAAAUAUUUAUAAACUCGUCCAUUAAUCUUAAAUAGAAGUUAAUAAUGAUGUAGAAAGCCUAAAAUCUUCAAUUAUUACUCUUAAUUAAUUUUCUGUUAUUUUAGCUAUUUUCUUGAUUAUACUUUCCUUUGGAUUCCUUUAUCCAUCAUAUAGAACUUUGAGAUUUAAUUCUUAAAGAAUACUAAUGAUAGUUAGUAGAAUGAAAGAGGAGGAAACUAACGAUAUUAUUGAUAACUUAAGGAUUAUCUCUAAAAAGUUAUAUUCUGAUGAUGAUGAAUAUUUACAUUUAGAUUUUUCUAAUUUGGCUUUAAGAGAAUAGUCUGAAAAUCAAGUUAAGAUUAGUUCAUAAAGAAAUAAAGCCAAAAAAAGUAAAUAUUAAAGAUAAAAUUAUUUAUAUGAUCGGAUUUCUAAGUAAAAUUUGUAAUUUUUAAAUUUUCUAUUCACACUAUUUAUUCUUUGUUUAUUGUCUACUGUUUUUUUCUUAAUUAUAUUUAUUUAUAUGGAUUAGUUUUCUUCUAAAUUUGGAAUUCCGGCUGAAAAUUAUAAAAAUUUUGUGGAAGCUUGUCUAUAGUUUUCUGCAAUGCAAUCUUCGCAUAAUAUACUGAUUUUAAAUAAUUUAUUCUUUUAGAAGAAAGGAUUUUAAUAUGUAAGUAAUUUAAAAAAAUAAGAAAUUAUGUAAUUAAGAGAUGAUUUAUUUUAAUAAUCAACAACUUUUUUUACAGAAAAAUAUUUAAAUAUAGCAUUAAGUUCAGAAGGUAAUUUUAAAACUAAUCUUUAUGAAUUAAUCAGUGGAAGAGUUUGUGAUUUAAAAAUUUUGGAUGAAAAAUAUAAAAAUACUUGUCAAAAUAAUAUGGAAGGACUUCUUAAUAGGGGUCUUUUGAAUACCAUUAAGACUGUUUUUAAUAUUAUUUAAAUAUAAAUGCUAACUAAAGAUUGGGUUUAGCUUGGGGAAAGUAAAGAAUAUUAAGAAAGCCUUAUACAACUUUAAUUAGUAAUUUUUUUUCUUAAAACUAUUAUUGGUUAUUUCGAAGGUGAAAAUAUAAGGAUUAAAGAUGAAUUUGUAAGUAACUUAUAACUUAUUCUUAUUUUAGGGAGUAUUUUUUAUGUUCUUAUUUUUAUUCUUAUUAUUGGUUUUUAUAUGAGAAAACUUAAAACAGAAUAUCUUACUAUCAAAAAGGCUAUAUAAAUUAUACCUUAUAAGAGACUUACUGAAGAUUAAAUGACUGUUUUUCUUUUAUAAAAAAUUAUGGAUAUUGGAAGAUGA
Molecule: messenger RNA, 4125 nt
Organism: Ichthyophthirius multifiliis
Lineage: Eukaryota; Ciliophora; Oligohymenophorea; Hymenostomatida
Exons: 7
Source: RefSeq, a predicted model, not a curated record